CUGGUUGGCUAUAGAGAGAAAUUUUGCACACAUGUCGCAAAAGCAAAAGUGUUUUUAUCCUCUCGCACACAAAGUCACGUAGUCCCCAGGAUUAUUAUUUUGUGGUCUUUAUAAAUAACAUUAAAUAAAUAUUUCGUGCAAAUCAAACGGAAUGUGAUAUUUAGUCAAUUGAACGGGGGAACUAAAAAUUUGAUGGAAAUGACAACGUCCGUGAAACACUUGGUGACCGUGUUUUUUGUCCUGCUAAGUAUCCUUUUUGCGGGAAUAGGAGGUCAACAGUAUUUCGAUGGGUCGGGAAAUACCCCGAAUUCGCAGCAUGUGGAGGAAUGCAGUUUAACAAAUUGUGAUUCCUACGCAAAAUGUCCGCAUGGAUGGAUGGAACUUUACACGGAGCGAUACACCUGUCCUGGUGGCCGUGAGAAGAAAUAUUGCUGCUCCGCCGGCCGCACGCCGCUCUGCUACCACACCCCCUGCGCCGGCCCUUCUCCCUCUUGUCUCAACGGCUACCGAGAAUGGAGCCGCGGCGCGGCGCAGUGUGGGCGCAGGGACGAGCACACGCUGCACUGCUGCAUAGACGGCCAUCUCCCGCAGUGCUUCAACACCACGUGCUCCCCCGCGGGAGAUGUUUCAAACCAAUGUCCAGGCGGGUAUAGUCAGGUCGCUUAUUGGAAAGGGGCCGGUUGGGAGUGUCCACCCCACUUGGACAUGCGGACUUGUUGUAGAUCUGAGCAAAACCUUCAAAAUCAGAAUCCCUUUACCCAAGGAAACAACCCGUUUCAAAAUAAUCAACCAAAUUAUGAUCGAAAUUACCAAAAUAGUUAUCCAAACCAAAAUAAUAAUUAUAAUCAGCAACAGAACUACCAGGGUGGCUCCGAUUUCCGCUCCGAGUCUUGUCAAUACACUAAUUGCGAAACUUAUUCGCCACGAUGCCCAGGGACGCAUUCGUAUGAAUUAUCAACGGACAAAAGUUAUUGUACACAAGGCCGAGAACGAAAACUUUGCUGUCGUCCCGGCCAACUUCCGCCGUGUUACGAUACUUCCUGCCAGUCUGCCACGAACCUAAGGUGUCCCACUGGUUACCGGGAAUGGAGCCGGGACACGGGCGCCUGUCGAGGAAGCGGGAACGAGCAGAGACUCCACUGCUGCGCGGAUGGCCAACUCCCCACCUGUUACAAUACGACAUGCGCAGAUAAUCCGACCUGUGCGACCGGAUUUUUAGAGGGAAAUAUCCCCUCAUCAGGACAGAACGAGUGUGACUGGCGAAUGUCGCGAAAAACUUGUUGUCGCCAGGGAAACAAUGAUUUCCAAUUUGGCGGAAGAAGAGACGGGCUUUCCACACGGGACCAACAACAAUCUCGCGGAACACCGGAAGGUUGUCUAUUUUCAGACUGUCAACAAUACCCCAGAUGUCCGUUAUCUUACAGAGAAAUGUUUACUGACAGGAAAACUUGUGCAAGCGGUCGGGAGAGGAUGAUGUGCUGUCGACAAGAUCUCCUCCCCGAGUGUAUCGAUACCCUGUGCGAGUCCACCUAUGAGGUCCGGUGUCCCAACGGGUACAGGGAACAGUCUCGGGGUAACCAGGGGUGCAGCAGUAGCCUAGAUACGAAGCUGUAUUGUUGCUCUGACUCCCGCCAACUGGGCCACUGUUACAACACGACUUGCACGAACAGCGGGGAGGCCGAGUGUCGUCGGGGGUAUGUUAUGAUUGCAAGGGGAAAAGGGGUCGAGUGGGGCUGCCCCUGGACGGCUUAUAAAUCGACGUGUUGUGAAACUGCAAGUUGGAAUGGUGGUCGUGGUAAUUUUUACCACAACAUUGGCCAGAUAAUAGUCGUUUCAUUUCUGGUUUCAUUUUUGAGGGCGUAUGUUUCAGUUUAGAACAAAAAUACAAGUUUCCUUAUGUUUUUGGGAACCCGCGUUGUAAGCAGUGGCCAUAAUUCUUCUUCUACAGUGAGUAAGGGGUUCCAAGUUUGUAAAAAAAUCGUUUUUUUCUGCUUUUUUUGUACAUGUACAAGAUACGAAACAAUUGGGAAAAGCGAAAAAACGAUUUUUUUGACAAACUUGGAAGUCCCUAAUAUCUUGUUUAAUGCUUUAUGGAACUUAAUCCUUGUUUUUCUGUUUUUCGUGACUUUCCCUUUAUGGAAAACCUAGGGGAAAUACUAAAUAUAUGUUUAGAAAUAUUGCAUUUAUUUAGUAAGCUUUAUGUUUUAUUAUAACUUUACACGUUGACUUCGUUGAGGACAUGUUCUUCCAUGACCAAGGGAAACAUACAGGGUUAAGACAACUGAUAUAGUAGUAUUUUGCACAUAUUUGUUACUACUUUUGUAGCUUAUGCACACAUAGCUAUACACAGAUUUGUGAACUUGUAAAAUUUUUCAGAGAAAAUAAAUGACAACUAUUACCAAGCUUA
Molecule: messenger RNA, 2407 nt
Organism: Folsomia candida
Lineage: Eukaryota; Metazoa; Arthropoda; Collembola; Entomobryomorpha; Isotomidae
Exons: 7
Coding region: 193-1875 (560 amino acids)
Source: RefSeq, a predicted model, not a curated record